UGCUUCCCAUCCAACAAUUCAUUACAUACAUUUCAACAACUUGAGUAAAUUUAUAAUCCGGCCGCCGUGAAUCGAGCAUUUUACACAGCGCAACCGUAUAAUAAUGAGCUACUCUUCGUCUUCUUCCGCCGUCCAACGGCGGCAGCCUGGCCCACCACCACCACUUCGUACAUCAAUGCAUGCACUCCUUGGCGGUGGAAACGUGGCUGAUAUAUUAUUGUGGGAGAAGAAGCAUGUGUCGGCAACAAUAUUGAUUGGAUUCACUCUCAUAUGGUUUCUUUUGGAAGUGGUGGAGUACACUUUUGUUACCCUUUUGUGCCAUAUUUCCAUUUUAGCCAUGGCAUUUCUUUUCGUCUGGUCUACCGCUUCUGGAUUUCUUGAAUCCUGGAGCCCUCCUGAUUCUAAAGCUCUUGCAAUAUCAGAAUCAACAUUCAGAUGGUUAUUUGGGAAGAUAAAUAAUUUCCUAUUGACAUUCUACGAAGUCUCUUCGGGAUCUGAUUUCAAAAGAUUUAUCUUGGCAAUAACUGUCCUCUGGCUACUAUCAAUAAUUGGGAAUUUUUUCAAUUUUUUAAAUCUUAUAUACGCAGGAUUUCUGUGCAUGGCGACGUUGCCCGUAAUUUAUGAAAGGUAUCACACUGAGGUGGAUCGUCUAGCAAGUCGAGGAUUUCAAGAUUUGAAGAGACUUUACAAAAAAAGUGGGGUGGAAGCAAAAUUUAGCAAGAUUCCCAAAGGACCGGUCAAGGACAGAAAGAUUUAUUAAAUUCUCAAUAUACUCAAAGCUAGGAUCGAUAUAUAUACAUACAUGUAAUUAUACAUGCACUAAUAAAAAUCAGAGUUAUGUACUCGAACAUGCACUAAAAUAUUGUUUUUUUUUAUUUUUAUAAUUAUUAUUUUUAUCAUAAUUAUUAUGCACAGUUCAUAAACUGUCGGCCGCAACAUGAAUACUAAUUAUACUACAUUUUAAAAUUAAUUAAUUAACUAUAAGUAAU
Cuscuta europaea is the source of this 989-nucleotide messenger RNA. The record is from the annotation of a GenBank genome assembly. NCBI's taxonomy places the organism in Eukaryota, Viridiplantae, Streptophyta, Magnoliopsida, Solanales, Convolvulaceae.